Messenger RNA from Dicentrarchus labrax (European seabass), 2596 nucleotides. RefSeq names its product tropomyosin 2 (beta) (gene tpm2). Bases 151 to 1005 code for a protein of 284 amino acids. NCBI's taxonomy places the organism in Eukaryota, Metazoa, Chordata, Actinopteri, Moronidae. Gene Ontology annotation, cellular component: actin filament. The record is from RefSeq and is a predicted model, not a curated record. Gene Ontology annotation, biological process: muscle contraction; actin filament organization. Gene Ontology annotation, molecular function: actin filament binding. The transcript is spliced from 9 exons.
CAGCUGGUAUUCCAUCCUCGAGCUGUCGGCAAGCCGCUCAGACUAACCUCUCGCGCACUCCUGUCCACCUUCACAGACCGGUGCCUCUGUCUGUCCGGAUAACCAAAGCUCUUACCUUCUCCCUCUGCCGAGAACACAACCUGAAGAAACAUGGAAGCCAUCAAGAAGAAGAUGCAGAUGCUGAAGCUGGAUAAGGAGAAUGCGAUAGACCGGGCAGAGCAGGCUGAGGGGGACAAAAAGGGAGCAGAGGACAAAUGCAAACAGCUAGAGGAGGAGCUGCUGGGCCUGCAGAAGAAGCUGAAAGGAGUGGAGGAUGAGCUGGACAAAUACUCAGAGUCGCUGAAGGAUGCCCAGGAGAAGCUGGAACAGGCAGAGAAAAAGGCAGCAGAUGCUGAGGCAGAAGUGGCGUCUCUAAACAGGCGUAUCCAGCUGGUGGAGGAGGAGUUGGACCGAGCUCAGGAGAGACUGGCCACCGCUCUGCAGAAGCUGGAAGAGGCUGAGAAAGCAGCAGAUGAGAGCGAGAGAGGAAUGAAGGUUAUAGAGAACAGAGCAACAAAAGACGAGGAGAAAAUGGAGAUCCAGGAGAUGCAGCUGAAGGAGGCCAAACACAUUGCUGAGGAGGCCGACCGCAAAUAUGAAGAGGUUGCACGUAAACUGGUGAUCCUGGAGGGUGAUCUGGAGCGCUCAGAGGAGCGUGCUGAGGUGGCUGAGGCGCGAGUGAGGGAGCUAGAGGAGGAGCUCAGGCUAAUGGACCAGAAUUUGAAGUCCAUGGUGUGCGGAGAGGAAGAGUACUCACAAAAGGAGGACAAAUACGAGGAAGAAAUUAAAGUUCUUACUGAUAAACUGAAAGAGGCUGAGACCCGUGCAGAGUUUGCAGAGAGGUCUGUGGCCAAGCUGGAGAAAACCAUUGAUGAUUUGGAAGAGAAACUGGCCCAAGCCAAAGAAGAGAACUUGGACAUGCACCAGGUGUUGGACCAAACCCUUUUGGAGCUCAACAAUCUAUAGAGACCUCUUCAGAGCUACAUGAAGAACAACGGAUAGAGCAAGACAAAAAAAAAGGUUUAAUCUCCCGCCGAAACUCCCAGCAUAAACCCUUACAAAUGGAAUCUUAAUGUAGUAUCAACAGUUGUAAAUGUGAGGAUUGGUUCAGAUGUAAAUCUAUAGUGCCCCUGAAAUGACAUGAGCAAGAACUCGUUUCAGAUUCAUAACAAAAGUAAUUUUGUGUGCACUAGAAACUUUGUAGUUCAUCAGAAAUGAUCCUGUCGUCAAUAAAAAGUUUCUUGCAUGCACAUGUAACUAUCCUGUAUGCACCAGAAAGCAGAGAUGGGGGCUUGAGACAUUGUGACAGUGACUUGAGUCAACUCAAGUCACUGUUUUGAUGGUUUGCAACUUGACUUGACAGAAUAUAAAUGACUUGAGACUCGACUUGAACGUUGAAUAGUUGUGACUUGACUUGAGACAUGAUGACUCAGAUGACUUUUUAGCUUUCAUUUUAUGUUUUCAGUUUAAAUAUUAAAUAUAAAAAAAUGUUUAAUGAUCUGGGACUCAAUUGAGACUUGGACCAAAUGACCUCAGACUCGAUUGAGACCUCGACCAGAUCACGUGAGUCACACUCCUAUCAAUUUUUCAAUUCAAUUCAAUUCAAUUUUAUUUGUAUAGCGCCAAUUCAUAACAGACGUUAUCUCAGGACACUUUUCAAAUAGAGCAGGUCUAGACCAAACUCCUUAUAACAUUUACAGAGACCCAACAGUACCACCAUGAGCAAGCACUUGGCGACAGUUUAUCAAGAGUAAUUGUUCUACAAGAAAGGUUUCUCUUGUUUGACCAAACAUGAUGAAGCUUUUCACAUUGCAUAUAUUCUUAAAUGUAACAGAGCCCAUGCACUAUGUAUCUUUUUAAAACUAAUGAUAUACUGAAACUCAUGCAAGAUAGUUGCUACUUGCACACAAGAAACCUUUCUCCUUCACACAGCAUAGUUUCUAGUAUGCACUGUUUUUUUUCCUUGGUUGAUAGUGUGAUACAUGAAUUUCCAAGAUGUGUUCCAAGAAGACUGUCCUCCGAAGAAAAACAAUAACAUUAGUUGUUCAAAUGGCUCUAUGUUAAAGUCUCACUGAAAUGGACUGUGUGAAUGAAUGUGGGGAGGAAAUGAUGUCUGUUUCAGAUCAAAACACUCAUUUUAGAAAGCAAACAUUUUGUCUUUUAAUUUGAGGGACUUCAAAAUGUCUGUUUACUUUCUAGGGUAACAUUCAAGUUUUUGUAGUAAAAUUAACCAUUUAUUGGCUACAUUAUUAUUAGUGUUAUUUUUAGGUUAUAAAAUUAUGACACCUCAUUAUUUUGAGUUACAUUUUAGAAAGAUGAAUGAUUUGAACAAUUUGACAAACUAGCAGACAAGAGUGUGGCUGAUAUUUGAUGUUACAGAUUUAAUUGAAGUGCUGGGAGCUGUAAUACUGACCUUAAUUCUGAAUAAAGGUUUUAUAUAUUGUAAACAAAAAUGCUUUCUUCAAAUAAUAUAGUUCCAAGAUGUCUUCAAUGAAGUUACUUUUUACAAUGAGGUUUUUAAAAAAGUCAUAGUUGAUUAAAACAUGCAUACAACAUC